GUUCUAAAGGUGCAUUGCUUAGCUAAUCCAAUUUCUACCCAGCUCCCACUUACGUGGCGAGUAUUCAUGGUGCAGUCAAAGGGAGAUACCUGCUCAGAAUGAAAGGACUACUAUUCUGUGUUUUUGUCAUCAUGAUGCUCACACCUGCUCAAGGUGAGGAAGAGGAGCAGCUGAUGGAGUUGGAGGGACUGAAACCAGAGGAAUCGUACCUGGAGUGUUUCCGCUGCGAUCUGGGCUUCUGGGACGCCUGCUACACGACAGAAACCAACUGCAGCCGCGGGGAGCUCUGCUACACGGGCCGAGGGAAGGCAGCUGAUUCUCUGGAUAUAAAGACGCUGGGCUGUGCGAAUGCCGAGGAGUGCAACGCGAAGACGACGGUGGCGCUUUUUUUAAAUAAUACAAUCUUUGUUAUGACCAAAUCCUGCUGUGACACCCCUUUCUGCAACUCUGCACAAGAAUUACCCAUAUACACAGUUUUUCAAAUCACUUUGGCUGGUUUAACCAUCAGUCACAUCACUAAAGCCUUGGUUGGAUAAAAAAAAUUACUUUUAUUCAGU
Molecule: messenger RNA, 557 nt
Organism: Xiphophorus couchianus (Monterrey platyfish)
Lineage: Eukaryota; Metazoa; Chordata; Actinopteri; Cyprinodontiformes; Poeciliidae
Product: protein Bouncer-like
Exons: 3
Coding region: 99-536 (145 amino acids)
Biological process (GO): sperm-egg recognition
Cellular component (GO): membrane
Source: RefSeq, a predicted model, not a curated record